Messenger RNA from Daphnia pulex (common water flea), 2022 nucleotides. Its product is annotated as dopamine receptor 2-like. The transcript is spliced from 5 exons. Gene Ontology annotation, biological process: adenylate cyclase-activating adrenergic receptor signaling pathway. Bases 189 to 1796 code for a protein of 535 amino acids. NCBI's taxonomy places the organism in Eukaryota, Metazoa, Arthropoda, Branchiopoda, Diplostraca, Daphniidae. The record is from RefSeq and is a predicted model, not a curated record. Gene Ontology annotation, molecular function: G protein-coupled receptor activity. Gene Ontology annotation, cellular component: membrane.
GUGGGGAGGGGAGAAUAUAGUGGGAGUAAUGCAUCUUAUGGCAAGCGGGAGCCGGCAGGGGGCCAUUCAUAAUAAAGACCAUUUGCGUAGAGUUUAUAGUAUUCCAAGGGAAAACCUGAAGUUAGUUGGACGCGUCCCAUUUCGCAGAACACAGUGGUGGCAAAUUCAAAUUUUGUUUUAAUUAGGCUAUGGAAUUAGUGACUACGGUAGUACUGUCGUCGAAUCGAACGCGUUGGGAUGUAAAUAAUUCAAAUUUUAUUACCGUCAACACUACUGAGGUGAUGGCAGGUAAAGAAGAUUGGGAUGACGGCAAUCCCAUUUUGGCGUUGGUGUUGUUCUCCUUUUGUCUGGCCACCGUCCUGGGCAACGCCUUGGUCAUCGCCGCGGUGACCAGGGAACGUUACCUGCACACCGUCACCAAUUAUUUCAUCAUGUCACUGGCCGUGGCCGAUUGUCUCGUCGGAUCCAUCGUCAUGCCAUUCAGCGCCGCCGUCGAAAUGCAAUCAGACCGGCGCUGGUUAUUCGGUCGCGAUCUCUGCGACGUGUGGCACUCGUUCGACGUCCUGGUCAGUACUGCAUCCAUCUUAAAUCUCUGUGUCAUCUCCGUGGAUCGUUAUUGGGCCAUAACGGACCCGUUCAGUUACCCGAGUCGGAUGACGCCCAAACGAGCCGCUUGUUUCAUCGCCCUCGUUUGGGUUUGUUCAAUUCUCGUAAGUUUUCCAACAAUCGCCUGGUGGAGAGCUGUAGCGGCUAAUAAUAAUUCCGAUUUGAUGGCCUCAUCGUCGACAUCCGGCACCAACCAACGAAAGCAUCCAGUGCCGGAGCAGUGCGUCUAUACCGACGAUAUCGGAUACCUCGUCUUUUCUUCGACCAUCUCCUUCUAUGGCCCGUUGUCCGUCAUGGUCUUCACUUAUUACCGAAUCUACCGGGCAGCUGUGGCCCAGUCACGAUCCCUUCGGCUUGGCACCAAGCGGGUCGUAACUUCUACAGGUGAAAUAGUAAAAAGAACAGAAAAAGGACUGGAAUCAGGAUUGGUGGAAACUGUCGAACCUUUAAUGUUGCGCAUCCAUCGCGGAGGCAGAGCCGCGUCGGAAAUUCGUCGAUGUGCUGCCGUCGCGGCCAUUUUGACCUAUGAAAUAUCCAACCGCCAGCAUUCAUUUGUCGUUAAAAAAUCAACGUUUAACACCACUUACCGCGAUGAUGUUUUACAAAUACCCGAUCCAUCGUCCAGCAUCAAACGAACGAUUGGUCGCCGCCAUUCCUCACCAGAGGCGGAGAUAUCCGCACCAAAAACUGCGUUGUCUGUAACUUCAUCAGCAGUUGUCGCUAGCGACAGUGAAUCCGGACGUUACUUCCCAAUCGCUAAACUCAAUCUGAUCCGCAAACUGUCAAAAAUUGCCAAAGAACGUAAGGCGGCUAAGACCCUGGGUAUCGUGAUGGGGGUCUUCGUCGUUUGUUGGUCACCGUUUUUCGUCACAACAUUGCUGUCCGCUUUUUGCCAGUCUUGUAUUGACGACCCAGAAUUAGUCGGCACGAUUGUCAAUUGGCUCGGAUGGAUCAACUCGGGCAUGAACCCCGUCAUCUACGCUUGCUGGUCGCGGGAUUUUAGAAGAGCUUUUACGAGAAUACUGUGCGGAUGGAGCCCUCAGCAAGUUGCUAGUUCACCUAGCAAAAACAAAGAAGAACAUAGACUUAAACAGCAGUAUGUCAAAUCCAGUCGACAGUCGUCAUGCAAUAACAGUUUAGUGUUAACAAGUAGUUUCAAUGUUCAGUCAAAUGUUAUUAAUCGGUUCUAGUCUGAACACUCCACAUAAUCAAAAAUCGAUUCAUUUUACCAUACCAUUAUUUAUUUAACAGCAAGUUUUCUUCAAGCAUCUGAGUUUUUCUGUUGAGUAAAAAAAUUUAAUCAAUACAGUUCUUGAAGUGUCCAUCAAGUCUUCAUUGUCUGCUAGAUACAUGAAAUGUUUCAAACUUUCUAGAAUAUGUUAUUCAUCGUCAAAAUAAAGACGAGUUCAGCAUAGU